Glycine soja is the source of this 2026-nucleotide messenger RNA. RefSeq names its product transcription factor MYB101-like. The record is from RefSeq and is a predicted model, not a curated record. Lineage: Eukaryota; Viridiplantae; Streptophyta; Magnoliopsida; Fabales; Fabaceae. The coding region runs from base 223 to 1656 and encodes 477 amino acids. The transcript is spliced from 3 exons.
UCCCCUUAAAAAUCCACUGUCUCUGUCUCUCAACACCAAACCAAAAAAGAGAAGCAAAGAGAAGACAAAGGGCAUAAGGGCUUGUUCCCUUACAACUCUCUCUGACGCUUCUUCACCACCAUUUCAUCUCUCUUCUCUCUCUUUCUCCUGAGAGGAGAGAGAACAACAGAAAUUCUCAAAACAAAACUACACAACACACAUUCUUCACCACCUCAUCACAUUAUGUGUCCAAUGGCCAGAACAGUCUCCAACAGCAAUGAAACAGCAGCUAAAGAGGAGGGUGAGGUGAGAAAUGGCGUAAGGAAGGGGCCAUGGACCCCAGAAGAAGACGCGAUCCUGAUGGACUACGUGAAGAAGCACGGCGAAGGGAAUUGGAACUCUGUGCAGAAGAAUUCUGGCUUGUUAAGGUGUGGCAAAAGUUGCAGACUCAGAUGGGCCAACCAUCUCAGACCUAAUCUCAAGAAAGGUGCAUUCUCUCAAGAAGAAGAACAAGUCAUCAUCGACCUUCAUUCCAAGCUUGGAAACAAAUGGGCACGAAUGGCAGCACAGUUACCUGGUAGGACCGACAAUGAAAUAAAGAACUUUUGGAACACCAGAAUGAAAAGGCGUCAGAGAGCAGGGUUACCCCUUUAUCCUCCUGAAGUCCAUGCAGAAGCCACUUCAUACCUUCUACAACACCACCGUUACUUGGAACAACAACAACAACAACAACCUCAUUCAUCUUCAUCAUUUUCUCUUCUCCUAUCUUCAUGUUACCCCAAUAAACUCAAUGAUCCAAACCAAACCCAUCAUCAUUCCAAUGCAAAUCUUCUGCAAAGCCAACCUGAUCAUUCUGCCAACCGUUACAUCAAUCCAAGCCAGCAAUUCAAGUUUUCCAAUGAAAACAGUGGAAGCAAUGGAAAUUUUGCUUUUCCAUUGUCCCCUCUUUCUCCAUAUGGAUCCUCCUCCUCCACCCUUCUUAACCACAGUUUAGGUGGUGGUGAUCAUGGCUUCAUAGCAGGAUCUCCCUAUGAACCCUUUUCUUUGGUGCAAGGCUCCACCACUGACAUCUCUUCCAACCAGACACCAACCCCUGCUUCAUCCUAUGCUAGUGGUGUCGAUGGCUUGAUGGGAGCUUCAAGCAUGGUUAAUAACAACAAUAACAAUAAUGAUUACUAUGAAGUUGCACCAUUGUCUCCUCCUCAAGGAAACAGUGGCCUGUUGGAUGCUCUAGUGAUGGAGGCUCAGGGACUUUCUCACAAUGAGAAGUCAAAGAGUGAGGAGGACCCAAACUUAGCUGGGAAGUUAUCUUGUAAGAGAAAGAAAAUGGAAUAUGCUGAGGAGGGAGGCACUGUGCCAGCCAUGAAGAAGAACAGUGGCAACAGUACUACUAAUGAAAGCCAGAGGGAUGAUGAUAUUAGCUCCUCUCAAUUGGCAAAAGGGAAGGAACAAAUUGGCGAGGACCCGUUGGAAGAGAUGAAUGGGAUGGACGAUGACCUGGUUAGCCUGCUCAACCAUUUUCCCUUAGAAAUGCCAAUGCCUGAGUGGUACCGUAGAGGGGAAAAUCAGUCAUUGGGACUUGAAAAUCAGCCCAAAGCUUCACUACCAGAUCCUGCUGAUCAAGAAGAUGCUUGGACUCUCGGAACUUGCUGGAACAACAUGCCUCGCAUAUGCUAAACAUAGUUUCUAGACAAACAAAAAAAUCGUGUAUUCUGUAAUGAUUACAGAACGAAAAGUUCAUCAUAGUGAUCGAAGUAGAUGGAAAUUAAACUCAUGUGGUAUGUGUUAGAAUUUAGAGAUGUUGAGUUAGCUCUAGCUAGGGUGAUCAAAUUCAAAGCAAUGCACACCAGCCAUAUUCCAUACAUAUUCCCCUAUCCCCUUAUAACAAAUGGCUUGGUGUGUGAGUUAGACUUUCGGAUUCAAGUAUUUUUCAUUUGUAGUUAAUUUUUAGUGGUUUUGUGCUAUUAGAACUAUAGUGCAAAUUUGAAGCUUGCUUUAGCAUCCUGGAAUGCUUUGUGUGCAAAUGAUAAUAUCAUGAAUUGCCCGA